Messenger RNA from Homarus americanus (American lobster), 980 nucleotides. RefSeq lists its product as uncharacterized. The record is from RefSeq and is a predicted model, not a curated record. NCBI's taxonomy places the organism in Eukaryota, Metazoa, Arthropoda, Malacostraca, Decapoda, Nephropidae. Bases 86 to 577 code for a protein of 163 amino acids. Gene Ontology annotation, molecular function: chitin binding. Gene Ontology annotation, cellular component: extracellular region. The transcript has 3 exons.
UACAACCCCACCGAAGGCUCUACAGUAGUUCCCCGGCAGCACAGGAGAAACAUCAUCUUUAACCACAGUACUCUCAGCCAACAAGAUGCAGUACCUCCUCGUUGUGUUUUCCUUGGUCGCCGCCGCCUCUGCUAGGAUGGCUUUUGUGUUUCCUGACGGUGUAGAAACGUAUUUCAAGGGUCGUUCUCUCGUCAACACCUUCACCUGUGACACGCGUCCUUACGGCUACUACGCUGACAUCGACAACGGAUGUGCUGUGUUCCAUGUCUGUCAGCCAAUCGUCGACGGUGCCGGGACGGUGUUAGAGAUGGCACACUUCUCCUUCCUAUGUGGUGAGGGGACAGUCUUCAGCCAGGAGUCCCUUACCUGCGCCGCCCCCGAGCUGGCCUUCCCCUGUGACCAGUCCGCCUCCCUCUACGACUCCACCAACUCCCAGUUUGGUUUCAUCUCUGAGUCCGCGCCCCUACUAACCCCCCGCGUCUUAGUUCCUGCUGCUGAGGCCAUUUUCGAAGCCGAGGUCAAUAUCGAACCCGAAGCCGAUGCCAUUAUCGAAGCCGAGGCUACUAUUGAAGCAUAACAACACUGUUCCCCAAGCUUCAAUUUCACAAACUCUCCGUAAUAAAAUCGACCCAUGACAUUAUGAAGCUAUGAAGCGUUACCCUGAGUUACCCUUGUCUUCUGAACUAUAAAAUAACUAUACAGGAAAUAUUUUAUAGCUCAGUAUGAAUUUAUUUGCUCAAUGUGGUGGAGUUUGGUUCUCACAUAUCUUCACCCAUACAGAUUUGUCCUCUCUGGAAGAACUCAGUCCCAAGUAUAAAUUAAGACAAUCCUUAUAUCCCUUAACGUGAACUUUCUGUAGUUAUCAAUUAUCAGGAUCUACAAAAAAUCUAUUACGAUUAUAUCUAUGUAUUUUUGAAGUCAUUUGGAGAUAUGUAUAGAGAGGAAAUACAUCAAUAUACACCUGUUUAAGCAUUUAUAAA